Oikopleura dioica is the source of this 1944-nucleotide messenger RNA. NCBI's taxonomy places the organism in Eukaryota, Metazoa, Chordata, Appendicularia, Copelata, Oikopleuridae. The record is from the annotation of a GenBank genome assembly.
AUGGGAAACGCCGUUUCGACAACCAAGGGGUACACCCCUGGGGACGCGCAGCUCGGCGAGCCUGGUCUCCAAGGAAAAAUUAAAAAACUGGAAGAAUCAGAAGUCGUCAACGCAACUAAGGCUGACAUGGCUGCCGAAGCAGACAAAGAGAAUGCACCAAACGGGACCACUCCCAAGGCGGCCGAGGCCCCGACCAAGCCGCUCGAGCCUGCUACUUCAGAGGAGAACGGAAAAGAGAACCAGGAACCGACUACGAGCGACAGCGUAGAAACCGACGAGAACAAGUCUCCGUCGAAGAAGGGCAAGGGCAAGAAGAAAAACUUCAAACAGCUGAUGCCCAGCUUCUCUUUCAACAAGCAAAAGAAGACUGAAAAGAAAACCAACGAGGCGAAGAAAACCGAGGAGGCUUCUUCCGAAAAAGCAGCGGAGAAGGAAGCAGAAGGCGAAAAGAAAACUGAAGACACUCCUAAAAACUCCGAGGAAGAAAAAGCGACCGAAGAGGCUGCGGAAAAGACUGAAGCUGACGAAGAAAAGACCAAAGCGGAAGUCGAAGCCGAGGCGAAAGAAAGCACCACCGAAGCUACUCCAGAAGCUGAUGUUGCCGAAAAGAAAGACGAUGCUCCAGCUACUAAGGAAGAUGCUGAGGAGGUGAAGCCAGACGUUGCUGCUGCUACUGAAGAAACUGCUACCGAGGAGGAAGGCACCACUUCAGAAGCACCAGCGGCGGACGAGCAAAAGGCCGAUAAAAAGAAGAAAAAGGAAAAGACUCCGGAUGACGCGGGCAAGCGAAACACUUGGUUCGACAACAUCAAAGGCUACUUCGUCAGCCCCGAAAAGAAGGAUACCAAAAAGGCCGCUUCCGAGGACGGCAAGAAGUCGGAAACCGAAGCGAAGGCUGAGGAAGAUGCUUCGGCAGCUGCUGCUCCUGACGCGGAAAACACCGAUGCGCAGAAACCAGAAGCUGCUGAAGCUACUGAAGAAGCCACUACCGACUCCGCCGCUGCUAAAACGGAAGAAACUCCUGCUGCUGAGCCAGCCACAGUCGAGUCAACUGCUGAUACGACCGAGGGCGAGGCAAAGGACAAGCCAACGGAAGAAAAGGAAAAGGAACAGACCAAGAAAGCAAAGGAGGGCAAAAAAGAAGGUUCACUUUCGAAGCUCGUCAGCGGCCUGAAACGACGCAAGAGCGGCAAGAAGGGUGCUGCAGAAAAGAAAGCCGGCGCUCAGUCUGAAGAUGAAAAGGAGGAGGCGACGACCACCGAUUCACUUGACACCCCCGCUGAGGCAAAGACCGGAGACCAAACUGACGACGAGGCGAUCGAACAACCCGCCCAAACCGCUGACGAUGCCGUUGCCAGUGCAACCGAUGCUAACGCUGCUGAGCCAUCGGAGGAAGCGGAAUCCACGGAAGCAAAACCAGAGGGCAAAAAACGAGCUAAUACUUUGAAACGCAUCUUUGGAAACAUCACUGGUCCCUUCCAAUCUAAGGACAAGAAAGAAAAGAAAGAACCAGCAAGUUCUGACGAAGCUGAAAAGACCGACGAUGUGACGGAGAAAUCCGAGGAAACGCCGGCGGCUGAGGUCGAAGAAAAGAAGUCUGAGACUGCCGAGCCCGUCGAGAAAGAAGAGGCCAAGGAGGAAGCGAAGGAAACUAGCGAAGAGAAGACCGACGCAGCCACCGACGAAACCAAAGCCGAGGAUAAGCCAGCUAAGACCGUCAGUGAGCCAGUUGUAGAAAAGAGCGAGGAGAAAGUUGAGGAAGAGAAGGUCGAAGAAACUCAAGCUACUCCCGAGGAAACGACGCCGAGCGAGGCGACGACUGUACAAGCAGUAGUGGAAUCGGCGCCGGUCGCGGAGGAGUCAGGCGAAAUUCCCGCUCAGGAAAAAGAAGAAAAGACAGAAUCGACGGAGGAAGUCACGACUCCCGCCCCCGUUGCCGAAUAA